UCAUCGGUUUGCCUGGAGGGGCAAGUGCAGCUUUUGCUUCCAGGCUCAAUUUUGCGAUGCGGGGUUGCGCCACAACCCCGCUGACGUCACUCUAAAUGGCCCUUCACUGGCCGGGGCCGGGUAUAUGCGCGCAAGCUGCAGGCAGAGGCAGAGGCGAGAGAGGCUACAGCUGCCUCGCUUGCCUUGGAUCAACACAAAGAGCUCUCCAGCUUCACUCGUGAUGGUUCACUAUUGAUCACAUGUCGAUGACGUAAGAGUUUGGGGGUUUGGGGGAAGAGCUGGAGCUGGAGCUCCCCAUAAAUAGAGCUUCCUUCAACCCCUCUACACCUCUUCCCUUUCGCAUCAACCAACAUUAUCUCAAUCUCAUACUCACAUCAACACAAACACUCAAUCACAAAUCAACCAGAUCAAUCUUCAAUCAAUCAAAAUGGAGUCUGUCAAGGUUCGUACCUCUAUUUGUCCUCCACCUGCCAACCCUUGCAACACGACCUUGGGUUGAUCAACAUCAACAUCUUGAAUCCCUUCACUUCUCGUUCAAUGCUAACCCUUUCACAGCAAGCCGCCAACUACGUCAAGGAGACCGUCGAGGGUGCCGGAUCUCAAGCUUCCAAGGAGGCCAACAAGAACGUCGCAAAGGACUCCAAUGCAAGCUUGGGUACACGCGCAUCUGCUGCUAAGGACGCUCUCGGGGACAAGGCUGAGCAACACGGCCAUGAGACCAAGGCUGAUGUCCACAAGGGUAUGUAA
Messenger RNA from Hymenoscyphus albidus, 747 nucleotides. The record is from the annotation of a GenBank genome assembly. NCBI's taxonomy places the organism in Eukaryota, Fungi, Ascomycota, Leotiomycetes, Helotiales, Helotiaceae.